Puccinia graminis f. sp. tritici CRL 75-36-700-3 is the source of this 987-nucleotide messenger RNA. RefSeq lists its product as uncharacterized. The coding region runs from base 110 to 766 and encodes 218 amino acids. NCBI's taxonomy places the organism in Eukaryota, Fungi, Basidiomycota, Pucciniomycetes, Pucciniales, Pucciniaceae. The transcript has 5 exons. The record is from RefSeq and is a predicted model, not a curated record.
ACCACCCAGCCAUCCAACCCACUCGGAAAUCGAACCUUGCACUUGCACCCAGCGCCGAACAUCACCAACCCCACUCUCCAACUCGCCAAACUCACCAAAGCAGCAAAAAAUGGUUGCCUUCGCCCACCUGAUCACUCUUCUGUCUGUGCUUGUUGCCAUGUCCCGCGCAGAUGAAGUGGCUCAAGCCAAACCCGAACAAGUCGACGACAAAUGGUACUAUGGGAGAUUCCGUUCUGCCGGGUAUUGGGGACUGAGCGGAAUGUCGCUAUAUUCAACCUACCCCUCACUCUACACCAGCUACUACUCGCUGCUCAAUUCGUACUGCUACGGACUCGGGACUUUUCCUAACACCUACAAUUUCAUCAAUGGCUACUUUGCCAAGGCCACCGACGCUGAAAAAUCCGUCAGCAGACGUGCGAUCAGUCUUGAUGCUGAGCAGCUUGUCCGUCGAGACACUGCCGACUCAUUUACUUGUACCGCCCAUGGCGCCGCUCCUCAAGCUUUCUCCGUCAAGGAAUGCGUUGCGGCUGCCCAGCAAUUGUCUGAGAAGAAGGUCUCGACAGCUAGUCACGGGGGUUGCAAGGUCGCGCUCGCCAACGCUAAGGAGAAAUUUGCCCCGGGACACAUUUCCUCGAAGGACCUCGAGACAGCUGUUCGUAGCAUCUUGAGUGGAUGCUCCAACGCAGAAAACAAGGAGGUUUCUAACAACAAGCCCGAGAAGAACAUCGACGAGAAGCAAGUAGUAAUGCUCAUCACCAAGGCUUGAUUUUUUUCCUCACCACUAGCGCUACUCAGCAGGAUCUCUUUUUACUUCUUUCUUCUGUCUCUGUCCUGGUUGUAUCGGAUGUAUCGAGUGCUGUUUAUAUCCCAGAAAUGUAACUCCAGUGUGUUGUCAAUCUAUCAGUUAUAUUUUCUCGUUUCCAAACCAAUCAAUCAUAUGACUCUGUGAUUUAUCAUCUACAAAACUGAGAGGAAAACCGAGCAAGC